Messenger RNA from Daphnia carinata, 713 nucleotides. Its product is annotated as zinc finger SWIM domain-containing protein 7-like. The transcript has 2 exons. Gene Ontology annotation, molecular function: zinc ion binding. Bases 40 to 531 code for a protein of 163 amino acids. Gene Ontology annotation, biological process: double-strand break repair via homologous recombination. NCBI's taxonomy places the organism in Eukaryota, Metazoa, Arthropoda, Branchiopoda, Diplostraca, Daphniidae. The record is from RefSeq and is a predicted model, not a curated record. Gene Ontology annotation, cellular component: Shu complex.
UUGUCUUUUGUUUUUCCUCGAUCGAAGUAAUUAAAUGAAAUGGCCAAAGAAUUUCAGUACUGUCAAUGGCUUAAUAUUGCCGUUAGGGGAAUAUUUACCGAAAUUGAGAAGUGUUGCAGCAACAAACAAGAAGUAACCGAAGGUAUACUAGCCAGUCUUCACACUUUAUUUCCUCUGCAAUCGGUCACGGCAUUGGAUCUGAUAGACCACCGAAGCGUGUCUCUGAUGACGAGUUCUUCAGGCAAUAUUUUAUCAAAGAAAAAGCCAUGUACCUCUUCAAACAAUUUUAAAAUUUCAGGCAGAAAGAUCUAUUCCUGCCUAGGGAGCUUGGGUACACCUUAUCUCAUCUCCUAUACUGGAUUCACUUGUACAUGUCCUUCUUACCGGCACAAUCUCGACGCCGAAAACUUAUGGUGUCCACAUCUUCUGGCCGUUCAGUUAAGUAUUGCAAUGGGCAUUGUUCAACAGAAGCAAGUCACUGAAGACGUUAUGAAAACUAUGUUGAGUGAACUCGUCAUGUUUGAUGACUGAAACUCGUCCCACUCUUUUCUAGUAGAGUAUUUUUAUUUAUUUGAAUUUGUCAUUCAACCAUGUUGGAAUAUUUAAGGAAGCUUACCAGAAGAAGAAUGCAGAACUUGCAAACCAAUAAACUUCUAUUUCUGACUUCUAAUUUAUCAAAACACGUGGGACAUGAAUGAAUGAGGAUUAAGAAA